This is a messenger RNA of Cornus florida, 885 nucleotides long. RefSeq lists its product as uncharacterized. Lineage: Eukaryota; Viridiplantae; Streptophyta; Magnoliopsida; Cornales; Cornaceae. The coding region runs from base 1 to 885 and encodes 294 amino acids. The record is from RefSeq and is a predicted model, not a curated record. The transcript is spliced from 2 exons.
AUGGUGCAAGGUUCACGUUUUCAUUCUUCUCUGGUGAAAAAGACUCCGGCUAACAUGUCAAAGUUGAAUUCAAAAGCGCAAAACUACAUCAGACUCGAAGAAAAUGAAGUAACCAAACAGCAAAUGGCAACUAUGGUCACAGUUGAAAGCCGACCGAAGGAACGCCCGAGCACCUCAAGGGCCCAACGGGAACCCCUGAGCAUCGAAGGAAGAGCCCUUGAGAAAAAUUCUCGAACAACUGAGAAGAUCACACCUCUCAAGGUAACACGGGCAAGAUUGUAUCAGGAGACUAAGGGCAGGAACAUUUUUCAGAUCCCUCCGCCGAUCAGACAACCAAUGGAACAGAGACACCAAAGUAAGCACUGUGCAUUCCAUAGCGAUUUCGGCCACCUAACCAAUGAUUGCAGGAGUCUGAGAAGACAGGUCGAGGCAUUGAUAACCAAAGGUGAAUUGGCGGACUACUUGGUUAACAAAGGCCAACAAAGGCAACCCGAGCGAGCCAAGCUAACUUCGAAAGCCGCAGGAGAUAACCAUCCCGUUCGGGUAAUUAAUACGAUCCAUGGCCAUCCGGAAGAGGACGAACAACCAGAAAAUUCUUAUAGGAUUCAACUUAAGCAAGCCCAUAAGCUACGAAGGGUUGGCGAAAUCAACGUAGUCAAGUGUAAACUAGGUUCUACGCAGAUUUCUUUCCAUGAGGGGGAUCUCAAGAAGAUACAACAUCCACAUGAAGACUUGCUAAUGAUCAGUCUACUAGCAGCCAAUUGCUUGGUCAGAUAUGUACUGAUUGAUCUUGGCAGCAGUGCCAACAUCAUAACAAAGUGGACAUUUUUGCCGGACACCACCGGAAUUACAGAAGAAGACGCACAGGGGAAGAGCCUGCUCUAA